UGCUUUAGGUAAACACUCACAACUUUUUAUUUAUUUAUUUAUUUUUUAUUCUCCACGUUUCUUGAUGGAUGAAGAAACGUUUACAGCAGCGCAGUGUCGUUCAAAUCCGACCAAGGUAGAGUGCCCAUCUGGACAGUUUAAAAUAAAAGAAAAUGCAUUCCGCUAAAACUGAAAUUCAGAAGCAGAAAUCCACUACGUUCUUUGGAAUGGUCAAUAAUCACCAAGUACCUGCUGCCGCGGAUCUAUCCGAAAUGACUUUUUCCAUGUACAGCAGUAAAUCCCCAAGUUCUGCGAAGAGAACUGGCGGUAAUGAUAGCUGUGGUGCUGAACCCAGGAGAAGCACCCCUGAUAACGCAAGUCAACUACAAGAACCGAGUCCUAAAAGAUCCUCGCGUGCGUUAGAGGGAUUUCCUGCAAUUGAGAAGCUGCAAGGAACCCAAUCGAACAAAAAGCCCAGAGAAUGUUUCCAGCAAGAUUCUGCAAAAGCAAUUGGUGGCUGCAGCCUUUACUGCUCCCUGUCCGGGAAGAAGGAGUCCCUGAACCUGGUGAUGAGCGACGGAUCCUUAGCAAGGUGCAGACAGAACCUCGUUCUCCAUUCAGGAAGCCAUUCCGCCAGCGAUCACACUGCGUCCCUGCGUGAAAGAACGCUGCAAAGCCUGAGGCUCACUGCCAUCCCAAACCCAGAUACAAGAUCCUCUGGCUUUCAAGACACAUUAGUGCCAACUAGCACCACCAACACCUCCAGUAGAACCGGCUUGAAUGGAGGAGGACGCCUCCACCCGCACAUUAAGCAGGAGAGCCCCAGCAGCUACAAAACUCUGCCUGGGGUCCCUGUGAGCCAGGAGGUAUCUUCUGGAGGGGGGAUUGAGAUGCAAGGGGGGACAGCUAGCAUGCUGCAUCCCGAAAUAGAACUGGCCAACAAUAGCUUCACAAACUCGCUUUCAUCGUACUCGUUUAAUAAUGAACCAGGCUCCUCCCAGGGCUCAUUGUCAGCUGGCAGCUCCCGUCAUUCAGCGAGGCUACUGCAUUCAGGCAACCUGAAGAGGCGAUGCAUCUCUGUGGCCCCGGCAGCCGCCCCAUCUGAGGGAAUCGAUAUCACAGCUAUCAUCUGUUCUUCCCAGAUGUCCCUGGUAGCAGCCUGUGUCAACGGGCUUCGGACUAAUUCUCCUGGCGUUUCCUCUCACCCCAGAGCGGCCGCUGGUCACUUCUCGGGAAGCUGCAAGCCCCAGAGCCCCCCUCAGCCGUGUUCCCAGGCAGAGGAAAGCUGCAGCCUGCCGUCCCCUAGAGCCUGCCUCGUCUCCUUCUCCUCCUCAUCCUCCGUAGGCUCUCAGGAGCUGGAGCGCAGUGACUGUGAUCAGCAGCUACAGAUGCACCUUAACCACCAGCAGCACACACCACAGCAGCAGGAACAACCAGAAGGUCUCGGCUUCCUCAUGAACAAUAUGGCUCAUCACGGGGUGCUAGAGGGUUGUCAGAAAGCCAGCUUUUUGAAACAAGAGCCGCUGGACGAGUUCACCCAGGGCGAAGAGCUUUUCCAACAUCAUCACCAUCAUCAUCUCCAUCACCAUCACCGUCAUCACCAUAGUCUGCCCCCACCUUAUCAUUUGCACCAGUACAUCAACCAGAGCCAGAACGCUUUGUUUCACCUCCAGGGCCAGCCCCUUGCCGCGGAAUCCAAACUCCUGUCCCAGCCUGAGAGGGAGGACAACACCCUCAGCGGGGGCAGUCCCGACAAGCAGGUGUGCAGGUGGAUCGACUGCAGCAUUGCCUACGAGCAGCAGGAUGAGCUUGUGAGGCACAUCGAGAAGAUGCACAUCGACCAGCGCAAAGGGGAGGAUUUCACCUGCUUCUGGGCUGGGUGCGUCCGCCGAUACAAGCCUUUCAAUGCUCGCUACAAACUGCUGAUUCACAUGAGGGUUCACUCUGGAGAAAAGCCCAACAAGUGCAUGUUUGAAGGAUGUAACAAGGCAUUUUCUCGACUCGAAAACCUUAAGAUCCACCUGCGGAGCCAUACGGGAGAGAAGCCCUACCUGUGCCAGCACCCAGGCUGCCAGAAAGCUUUCAGCAACUCGAGCGACCGGGCAAAGCACCAACGCACACACCUGGACACUAAACCAUAUGCUUGUCAGAUCCUAGGCUGCACCAAACGCUACACAGAUCCGAGCUCUCUCCGAAAACACGUGAAGGCUCACUCUGCCAAAGACCAGCAGGUGCGGAACAAGGUGCGCCCUUGCAACAACCUGGACCAAGAUCUCCUCAAUGAAUGUCUGGCUGUCCAAAAUCUCCAAACAGCCACUUCUGCACAGCACCUGAAUGGAAAAGGUGGGAGAUCAUCUGAGCUCAGCCAUGACAUGUUUACAGGUAUGUACGCUGGCUCCAGUGCCCACCACAAUGGACAGACAUCUGGGCUUCUUCCACCCACUCAAGAUCUAUCGUCUCGGCACCAGUCUCUCGAAGGCAAUAUCAACAGCCCACACAAUCAUCUGUCACCUUUGUCUGCAGUGGAAAACACAAGGGAAGGGAUUGGACCCCCGCUGCUGCUGCCCCCAGGUAUCAGCCCAAUGAAAAGCGUAGCGCCUCCAGCAGCACAAAUGGAGAAGCACAGCUCUUCCUCAUCAGAGGGUCAGGCCCACAGCGAACAGCAGCUUGCCGCUCACCAGAAACCUUACCUGCACUUCCAGGACCAACACACACAUGAAGGUUACCAAGGGAGCUUUCAGAGUUUCUUCCAUUAUGGAGACAACUACAGAAUUGAACAACCUGUCAGUGAUGUCAGUUUAGCAGGGGACUCCCACUGCUUUAAUCCUCAUCGACAAAAUGGGUACCCCAUGAAUUCUGCACACUCGGGCUCCACAGGUUUCGGUAUGGUCCAAGAACUGCAAAGUAGUUCUGGACAGGAAUUCUCCCCUACCCCCGAAGAAAAUGUGUUUUUUCAAGUUGGAACUUUUGAUCGCUGUUUGAAUCAGAUCUCUUCAGUCUACACAGGGACUUGAAAACAUGUUUUAACCCUGGGUCAGGGGACACACCUGCUAUUUAAACCCUAAAUUGUAUCAAUGAGCUUUCUGUUUCUAUGAAAUGAACUUCAGUUUUUGCUGUUCUACAUCCUAUUUGUUUUCUUUCACUGCCGUGGCACUCAGUAGAUAUCUGCUUUUUAAAUUCUAUAGAUUUUAGUUUUAAAAAAAAAAAUGCUGUGAGGUUUUGUUAUUUUUUUUUUUUCUAAAACAUUUUCUUUUUCUCAAUUGUAGAGAGCAUGUUUCGUAUAUUUUGGCUUGGAAACACCUUAAAAAGAAUGGAACUUUUUAAAACCUGCUACCUGUUCAUUUGAAAUGCUGCAACAUGGAUACAAAUGUACAGUUUGUUUUAAACAA
This is a messenger RNA of Polyodon spathula (Mississippi paddlefish), 3368 nucleotides long. RefSeq names its product zinc finger protein GLIS1-like. Bases 153 to 2993 code for a protein of 946 amino acids. Gene Ontology annotation, molecular function: RNA polymerase II cis-regulatory region sequence-specific DNA binding; DNA-binding transcription factor activity, RNA polymerase II-specific. The record is from RefSeq and is a predicted model, not a curated record. The transcript has 11 exons. Gene Ontology annotation, cellular component: nucleus. Gene Ontology annotation, biological process: regulation of transcription by RNA polymerase II. Lineage: Eukaryota; Metazoa; Chordata; Actinopteri; Acipenseriformes; Polyodontidae.